GCGGAACAGACCGCCGCGCAGAAGAAACAAACCACCCCACCGACCGUAGCCUCUCCGGGAGGUGGCGCUGCGGCGCACGGCGAGAAAAGCGACCAAACCCCUCGCAGUCUCAGAAAAAGCGUCCGAGAAAAGCAGAAGCCAGGCGAUCGAGUGAGGACCGAGGAGCCAAAAUCCAGAGCCUCCGCAUCGCACGGGAGCCGAGGCCGAUCGAUGGCACGACGGAAGCCGCCGGCGCAGCAUGGAGCCCGGAGCGAGGACGGCCAGGCCCAGGCGACGGCGCCGCCGCUGAAGCGGGGGCCGUGGACGGCGGAGGAGGACGAGGUGCUGGCGCGGUUCGUGGCGCGGGAGGGGGAGGGGCGGUGGCGCACGCUGCCACGGCGGGCGGGCCUGCUGCGCUGCGGCAAGAGCUGCCGCCUGCGGUGGAUGAACUACCUCCGGCCGGACAUCAAGCGCGGCCCCAUCGCCGAGGACGAGGAGGACCUCAUCCUCCGCCUCCACCGCGUCCUCGGCAACCGGUGGUCGCUGAUCGCCGGGAGGCUGCCGGGGCGCACGGACAACGAGAUCAAGAACUACUGGAACUCGCACCUCAGCAAGAAGCUCAUCGCCCAGGGCCUCGACCCGCGGACGCACAUGCCGCUCGCCGCUGCUCCCGGCAGGGCGGCAGCUCCUACCGACAAGACGACGUGGGCGCCGACGGUCAGACCGCCGCAACCUCCGCCUCCGCCCCCGCCAGUGCCGCCGACCUCGUCUGCCGCUGGAACUGGAUGCGACGGCCGUGACAGCCCAGCCGGCGGAGGCAAUGACGACCUCGCCGCGGCGAUGAGCGUCGACGCCCAUGACUUCGAAGGUUUCGGUGAUCAGCUUCUCGCCGACUACGCUGCUUCCCGCGGAGUCUUCAACGACGUCAUGGGGAGUCCAAUGGUGGACGACGAUACCUUCAGCUCGUUCCUCGAUUCCUUGAUGAAUGAGCGCCAGUUGGCUGCUGAUCACAAGGGUGUGAUGAACGAUCAGGGCGGCGCUAUCUAGCUGAUGCAGAUUUACAAAUGCACUGUCAUCCUGAGCAGCGAAUAAGUUGAUUGAUGAUGAGCAGAUACAAACUGCGUACACAUGAAUUGCUUAAUGUGAUGAAGGGAUCUGGUGACGUUUGUUUGUGUGAUGAAAAUCAGUACUACGAGGAUGUAAUGUAUGGAUUGCACAGACAUAAGAUUUGUAGAUGGUGCGAAUUAAUCAAUGUGUUCACCUGCUA
This is a messenger RNA of Triticum aestivum (bread wheat), 1246 nucleotides long. RefSeq names its product transcription repressor MYB5. Lineage: Eukaryota; Viridiplantae; Streptophyta; Magnoliopsida; Poales; Poaceae. Bases 211 to 1026 code for a protein of 271 amino acids. The record is from RefSeq and is a predicted model, not a curated record. The transcript is spliced from 2 exons.